Messenger RNA from Osmia bicornis bicornis, 1087 nucleotides. It is a transcript of the gene Rpe, whose product is annotated as ribulose-phosphate 3-epimerase. Gene Ontology annotation, molecular function: metal ion binding; D-ribulose-phosphate 3-epimerase activity. The transcript is spliced from 4 exons. Gene Ontology annotation, cellular component: cytosol. The coding region runs from base 335 to 1012 and encodes 225 amino acids. The record is from RefSeq and is a predicted model, not a curated record. Gene Ontology annotation, biological process: pentose-phosphate shunt, non-oxidative branch; carbohydrate metabolic process; pentose-phosphate shunt. NCBI's taxonomy places the organism in Eukaryota, Metazoa, Arthropoda, Insecta, Hymenoptera, Megachilidae.
UUUUUGAUUUUAAUCAUUUACUUUCCCUUAUCAAUUUACUCAUUUGUUACAUUAAUUAUUGUAAUAUAUUGUUCAGUUAACUUGCGUUGUUUUUGCAUAUAAAUACAUUUAAUUUUCUAUAAUAUUUAUAAAUUAUUUAUUCAUUACUUCCCUAUUACUUAAUUUUUUUGAUCAUCAAAUUCUUUUCUGAGAAAUUUAAAUUAUCUAUCACUUAAUUUAGCAAGUAUAAUGCAAAUCCAAUGACCUUGUAACUAAGAUCAUUAGGACAUUCGAUAAUGCAUUAUCAUUUUAACUGCCAACACGUGGUACGCGCUAUAGAAUAUUUCUAUUAAAAAUGCCGAACAAAUUGACAGCGAAAAUUGGGCCCUCGAUUUUAAAUGCCGAUUUGGCACAACUUGCGGAAGAAUCGCAAAAAUUAGUUAAUAAUGGUGCUGAUUAUUUACAUUUAGAUGUUAUGGAUGGACAUUUCGUACCUAACCUUACUUUCGGCCAUCCAUUGGUAAAAUGUCUCCGUAGCAAAGUAAAAGAUAUCUUUUUUGAAACACAUAUGAUGGUUUCGAAUCCAGACCAGUGGAUAGAACCUAUGGCUGAUGCUGGUGUCGACCAGUACACAUUUCAUGUGGAACCUGUAAAGGAUGUUCCAUUAGUUUGUAGAAAAGUAAGAGAAGCAGGAAUGAAAGUUGGAGUAGCACUUAAACCUGGAACUCCAGCAGAUACAGUUGUGGAGUAUGUUGAUCUAGCAGAUAUGGUGUUAAUUAUGACUGUUGAACCAGGUUUUGGUGGACAAAAAUUCAUGGACUCAAUGAUGGAAAAAGUAUCGUGGCUAAGGAAAAAUUAUCCUACAUUAGAUAUAGAAGUAGAUGGUGGUGUUGGACCAGCUACUAUUGAUACAUGUGCAAAAGCUGGUGCAAACAUGAUCGUUUCUGGAACAGCUGUAAUUGGAUCUUCUGAUCAAGCAAAAGUUAUAAAAACUUUAAGAGACACAGUGAAUUGUGCAUUGCAGAAUAGCUGAAAAUAGAAAAUAAAAUAAUGUUAAUGGAAUAUAAAAUUAACAUAUUAUGUAUUUUUUUACAACUGUAUACAAUAU